Messenger RNA from Lytechinus variegatus (green sea urchin), 1487 nucleotides. Its product is annotated as antigen LPMC-61-like. The record is from RefSeq and is a predicted model, not a curated record. The transcript has 3 exons. Lineage: Eukaryota; Metazoa; Echinodermata; Echinoidea; Temnopleuroida; Toxopneustidae. Bases 247 to 1107 code for a protein of 286 amino acids.
CUGCGGAUUCGACACCAUGGUCUUGAAAUGACCUUCGCGAUGUAAAUAUUAGCUUGGCAUAAGAUGCAAUAGAGGUAUCUUUGCAUCACAAAUAUUCCUUGUAGCUCAGCGGAGAUUGGAUGCCGAUUAGUAAAUCUGGAAGCUUGAAAAAACGAUCUUCAUUAUUCUAUCAGCUGUCGUCAACAGCAGGUCAAACUUUUGGGGAUAAGAAUCAAAUUUUUACUUCUUGAUCCAGCCACCAACAAGAUGAAACUGUCGAUUGCCUGGUGUUUGAUGGCGGUCCUUGUGGCUGUUGUAGCAGGACAAAAUCGUCAGAGACAGUAUCAACCUUACUGGCAGCAAUACUAUCAGCAGUAUCCACGGCAACAGCAACAUCCACCAAAUUACGAUCCCAGAUAUAACCAGCAACCAUGGUAUCCAAACACACAAGGAACAUGGGCAAUGGACCCAGAGGAACAACGCGAGCAACAAGAGAAUAUGAUGGAAAAUCGACGAGAGCAACAGGAAAAUAUGAUGGAAAAUCGACGGGAGAUGCAGGAAAACAUGAUGGAGCAACGGGAAAAUGCCUAUGAGAACGGCCAGCGGUGGCCUCAGCGACCCUGGCAACAACAACCCUGGGAACAACAACCAAGACAGCAACGACCUUGGCAGCAACAGCCAUGGCAGCGACAACAAUGGCAACAGGGGCAGGGGCAGCGGCAGCCAUAUUACAACCAACAACGAGAAGGCUGGGGCCAGCCGUACAACCAGCAGCCAUGGGGACAACCCUACAGAGCCCAACCCCAAAGACAGGCACCUUGGUGGAAUCAACAUGUAUGGCCUCAACAAGGUUACCUCCCGCAAGGACAGACUGGGCUGGCUCCCAACGACCCAGAGACACAGGAAAACAUGAUGGAAGAGCAGCAGGAAAUGCAGGAAAACGCCAUGGAAGCACAAGAAGAGCAGCAGGAAAACGCCAUGGAAUUGGCAGAAGAAAGACAAGAGCAAGCGCGCGAGCUCCAAGAGAACGCGCGGGAGAAUGGAGCUCCCAUGACAUGGAACCGCAAUCGCCGCGGGCGGCGACCAAUCUCCCAGCAACGUCGACCAGCUCAGCGAUUCAAUCCAUGAGAUUAAUGGAGGAGAUGAAUCAAAUUCUGAAAUAAUGUAGAAAUUAUACCCCUUUCUUUUUUUUCAAAUCUUAUUUUCCUUUUCAUAUGUCCCUGAAAAUGUGUAUUGUAUUCAAGACAAAAACUACCCAAUGAUUUUAAAAAUCCAAUGAAAUGAUAUUAUUUCAAGUGAAUCUACAAAUCGUAAAAAAAGUUGUGGGUAUAGUAUAGCCACGGUCGUCCAUGGUAUAGCAGAAGUAUGAUUAGAUGAUUGAUUGAUAUUCUAAUUAUCAUCCUGCGAAAUACGUUUGUCAAAAUGUCAUUUUUAAUUGAAUAUUUCCGAGAUGGGGGUGACAAAAUUUUUCUGUGAUAUUUUCAAUAAAACACUAACUGAAAAAUGAA